Vicia villosa (hairy vetch) is the source of this 876-nucleotide messenger RNA. Its product is annotated as kunitz trypsin inhibitor 5-like. The transcript has a single exon. Gene Ontology annotation, molecular function: endopeptidase inhibitor activity. The record is from RefSeq and is a predicted model, not a curated record. Lineage: Eukaryota; Viridiplantae; Streptophyta; Magnoliopsida; Fabales; Fabaceae. The coding region runs from base 159 to 773 and encodes 204 amino acids.
CUGCCAUUUUAUAUAUCAUCUCAUCGCACAUUCCCAUAAACAUGGCAAAGUUAAAGCUUAUCCAUUAUUGUAUAUCUCUAUAUAAACAACCAUCUACUUAACUCAAGAAACACACAACACAAACACCAUAAGCCACAAACAAAAACAAUCAAGAAACAAUGAAAUUCAUUCCACUCUUUUGCUUCCUCUCUCUCUUGGUCUUGCUCAACACAUUGCCACUACAAGGAGCUGAACCAGAGGCAGUACUAGACAAACAAGGCAAGCGUCUAAAACCAGGAAAAGGCUACUACGUGUGGCAGUUUUGGGCCGACAACAUCGGAGGCUUAACAUUAGGCACAACAAGAAACAAAACAUGUCCACUUGACGUCAUUCGUAACCCCAAAGCAAUCGGUUCGCCAGUGUACUUCUCUGCACCAGGCCUUACAUACAUUCCAACUCAAACUGAUCUCACCGUUGAGAUUCCGAUCGUGGGGAGUCCUUGCAAGGAGUCAAAAGUGUGGAAGCUUUCAAAGGAGGGAUCUGGGUUCUGGUUUGUGAGCACUGGCGGUGUUGAUGGGGAUGUUAUUAGCAAGUUCAAGAUUGAGAAACUUGAAGGAGACAUUGAUGUUCCUAUCUAUAUCUUGAAGUUCUGUCCUUCUGUUCCUGGUGUUUUGUGUGCUCCUGUUGGAACUUUUACGGAUACUGAUGGAACUAAGGUUUUGGCUGUUGGUGAUGAUCUUGAACCUUAUUAUGUUAGGUUUCAGAGGGUUUCAGCUUUUCCUCAAGAGAUUUGAACUGUGUGUAACUCUAGUUUGACCUUGUUUUGAUUUUGUGCUUGGUAGUAAAAUGGGUUGAGUCAUAAUAAGCUACAGAAUGAGUACUUGUUUUCUGUUUUAA